Messenger RNA from Colletotrichum higginsianum IMI 349063, 1020 nucleotides. Its product is annotated as Cellulase. The coding region runs from base 1 to 1020 and encodes 339 amino acids. Gene Ontology annotation, molecular function: hydrolase activity, hydrolyzing O-glycosyl compounds. Gene Ontology annotation, biological process: glucan catabolic process. The transcript is spliced from 5 exons. The record is from RefSeq and is a predicted model, not a curated record. NCBI's taxonomy places the organism in Eukaryota, Fungi, Ascomycota, Sordariomycetes, Glomerellales, Glomerellaceae.
AUGAAGUUCUCCAACGUUGCUCUGGGAGCUGCGUCCGUCGCGUCGGUCCUGGCGGCCCCCAUCGACGGCGCCAAGGAGAAGCGCGCCGGCAAGUUUGAGUUCCUGGGCGUCAACGAGAGCGGCGGCGAGUUUGGCCAAAACACGCUGCCCGGCCAGCUGGGCAAGGAGUACACAUGGCCCAACAAGACUGCCAUCGAUACCUUGAGAUCCCAGGGCCUCAACACCUUCCGUAUCGGAACGAUGAUGGAGCGUAUCAUCCCUGACAAGCUGACCGGCACAAUCAACGAGACGUACUUCUCUGGCCUCGAGGAUCUCGUCAAGGAUGUUACGUCCAAGGGCUCCUACGCCGUCAUCGACCCGCACAACUACGGGCGGUACUACGGCAACAUCAUCACCAGCUCGGCCGACUUUGGCGCCUGGUGGAAGACGGUGGCCGCCCGUUUCAAGGACAACGAGAAGGUCAUCUUCGACACCAACAACGAGUACCACGACAUGGAGAACUCGCUUGUCAAGGACCUGAACCAGGCAGCCAUCGACAACAUUCGGGCCGCGGGCGCCACGAAGCAGAAGAUCUGGAUCGAGGGCAACUCUUACUCGGGAGCCUGGCACUGGAUCGAGAGCGGCUCCGGCGACGCGCUCAAGGAUCUCACGGACCCUGCGGAUGCCACCGGCAAGCUCCUCUACUACGAGAUGCACCAGUACCUCGACACGGACGGAUCCGGCACCAACGAGGCGUGCGUCAGCAGCACGAUCGGCGCGGAGCGCCUCGCGGUCGCGACCAAGUGGCUCAAGGACAACAACAAGCAGGGCGUGCUCGGGGAGAUCGGGGCGGGCGCCAACGAGCAGUGCCAGACGGCCGUUAAAGGCGCCCUCCAGCACCUCGCCGACAACUCGGAGCAGUGGAAGGGAGCGCUUUGGUGGGCGGCGGGACCUUGGUGGGCGGACUACAUGUACAGCAUGGAGCCUACAACUGGAAAGGCGUACACGGCAUACCUCCCGACGCUCAAGACGUUUGCUUGA